AUUUAUAUUUUCCCCCUAUGGGUACCUGUCCGAACUGAAACCAAAAGGUUGUAACUUUCUCCGGGGUUAGGGUUUCAGAUUUCCCCCAGAAUUCUGGGCUAGCAAACUUUCUGGAUUCGGUCUUUUACUAUAGUUAUGGCGAUCGUGAGAGGCGAUGAGUUAGAAGGAGAUGAAAAAGGAAGUGGAGGAAUUGUGGACUCGUAUAUGUGAGAAGAGGAGAAGGUUUAUGAGGCAACAGGAUUCAUGUGAUAGUAAUUUAAUGCAUAGAUGUGCUGAUAGUUAUGAGAUUAUAUUUUGUAUAUGGUGGUAUCAGUUGUGUUCUUUAUAUUAGACGGGUUUGAGCAAAAUUAUUUUGCUUAAAAGGUUAAGAUGCUAUCUAUAUAUUUUUCAAGACUAAGAACUGCAGUACAGAAUGAAAUUCAGCGGUCGAUCUUACACAAAAAGGGUGGGCUCGAAGAUUUAACUGAAGUUCUAGUAGGCCAAGUGAAGAGUCGGUUUUACAGUUAUAGAUUAUUUCAUUAUGUACGAAUUGCGUCUCAUGUAGACGUUCAUGCACUUGUGAGGCCUUGUACAGUUUUUGCUGCACGUUCUGAUUCCCUAUUAGUUAAUCAUGGAAGCAAUAUCUCUGUUUUUGGAGCCCCUUCUCACACAUUUUCUGUAUCAUCUGUGUCAGGCCCAUCACUUCAAGUUUGUAGGUAUCAUACUGAUUGUGCCCUUUGUGAUACUAGUCAAAUAUCAGACAGUGGGAAGUUUCUGAAUAAGCAAAUGGCUGCUUGUACAUCCAGAGCUGAAAUUGUUGAAUGUUUCUGGGAGAAUCUAACUUCACGGGUUGGGCAUUCUCCAUUUUCAACCAACAGUGCCAGCAUCUCUUUUGGCCGUAGAAGUUCCCGGAGUUACAGAAAUGUCAUUAUGAGUUUGAAUAACAGAAAGCAACCCACCAACUCUCCUAUUUAUGGAUAUUUUAUCUAUAAUGUCAUGAAGAAAUGGUUUCCAUACAUAGAGACAGGAUCUAGAUAUUUCCAUAGCUCGUCCCCUUCAUAUUUGUCAGCUGGAACUGCCCCUGAUGUAACCUUUGAGAAUUCUGCCUGUGAGGAGCGACUUGAAAAUUCUUCUGUUUCCUCAGAACAGAGGCAUUCUGCUGGCAAAAUGCUGAAGCUAAUAUCAGGAUCUUGCUACCUGCCCCAUCCUGAUAAAGAAGCAACUGGGGGAGAAGAUGCACAUUUUAUUUGUUCAGAUGAGCAAGCAAUUGGUUUGGCUGAUGGUGUUGGUGGUUGGGCUGAUCUUGGCAUUGAUGCAGGCCAGUAUUCUCGUGAACUCAUGUCAAAUUCAGUAACUGCCAUUCAAGAGGAACCCAAAGGUUUUGUUGACCCAGCUAGGGUCCUGGAGAAAGCUUACUCUAGCACGAAAGCCAAGGGUUCCUCGACAGCAUGUAUCAUAGCACUCACAGCAGAGGGUCUUCAUGCAAUCAAUUUAGGGGACAGUGGUUUUUUAAUAAUUCGAGAUGGAUGCACUGUAUUACGCUCUCCUGUGCAGCAGCAUGAUUUUAAUUUCACUUAUCAACUUGGGAGCAGAAACGAUGGCGAUCUACCUAGCUCUGGUCAGGUUUUCACAAUUCCUGUUGCUCCUGGAGAUGUUAUAGUUGCUGGAACAGAUGGUUUGUUUGACAACUUGUACAACAACGAAAUUACUGCAGUGGUGGUUCACGCCACAAGAACUGGCUUAGGGCCUCAAGUGACAGCUCAGAAAAUAGCUGCAUUGGCACGCCAACGGGCACAAGAUAAAGACAGGCAGACCCCGUUCUCUACAGCUGCCCAAGAUGCUGGAUUUCGCUAUUAUGGUGGCAAGCUUGAUGACAUUACUGUUGUUGUUUCGUAUAUUACCAGCUCUGACGAGAGAUGACGACUCCUCUCACACAUGUAUAAACUUGCUAUUCUUUAAAAUUUACUGUUUUUCCUUUCCUGAAUGCAACUCUAAUUUUCUUUGUCGGCAUUAUAGCUCAAGAUUAACGGCUUAGCGUCGUUGGCAAUUAGCUGUCAGAGAAAUAUGUACAGCAUAUGAUCCUAUUCACUUAAAAUUCAAUGUUGUAAGUUCAUUAUUAUCCAUCACUCCCAUCUACAAAAGACUUGCUUUGUUUGUUUGUA
Manihot esculenta (cassava) is the source of this 2141-nucleotide messenger RNA. Its product is annotated as probable protein phosphatase 2C 55. Bases 370 to 1899 code for a protein of 509 amino acids. NCBI's taxonomy places the organism in Eukaryota, Viridiplantae, Streptophyta, Magnoliopsida, Malpighiales, Euphorbiaceae. The record is from RefSeq and is a predicted model, not a curated record. The transcript is spliced from 5 exons.